AUGAAAUGCUCUCAAUGGAAAGUAGAAGCACUUUUAAUAAUUAAAACUUUUGUUCUGUUCUCUCUACUUUAUAAGUCUUGGGUAAAAACUAUAUCAGUAAACAGUCAAAAAGCUGGAUUGAAGUUUUUGAAAGACAUAUGUAGGGUAUUAGAAGAUUCAGAUAAUCCAAAUUUGGAGAAGUGCUAUGAAUCCAAUAUAUAUUUUAAUGAGUUCUUAUGGGGGACAGCAAAAAUUUUAAAUGAGUUACAAAAAUUAAUAUUUAAAGCUCCACUACCACUUAACAAACUAACGACGGAAUGCACUCCAAUAAGUAAGGAGCAAUGUAUAACAAUAAUAGAAUUAAAUUACAAUGAAGUUGACAACCAAAUAGAGGUCAGUUAUACAAAAGUAACUGAAAUAAUAACUCCGGUAAAUCCUCUUUGCAUUGUAAAUAAUAAUAUAGUCCGUAAAGGUUACAAUGCUCUAUGGUUUACCCAAAGUAAACAGCAACUUUUCACUAUUGGGACAAGUAUUAAUUUGGGUAGGGGAUAUCAAAGUUUAGUUCAACUAGAAGAUACAAAAAUCGGAAUUCACAAUAUAAUAUAUCAAGAUUUAAAGGUUUAUUUAAACUCUAAGAGUUAUUUAAAAGAAUUGGAUCGAGUAAUAUUUCAAGUAGCUAAGAUAAAAAGUGCAAAUUUGCCAAUGUUUGUACCAAUACUGCAGGAUAUAAAGUCAGAAAUGAAAGAGUUUGAUAUUGAAUGUAGUACAAUAAAUACUGCAUUAGAUCAUAUAAAAAUAAAUUCGGAAGAGAUAGUACGAGUAAAUAGUGAUACAGAUGUCCAUAUAUUUAUGGUUAAACUCAACAAUUGUCCAUAUUUAGGAGUAUAUUCAAUUGUAGAAGUAUGGAAUUUCUCCUAA
Cryptosporidium muris RN66 is the source of this 897-nucleotide messenger RNA. RefSeq lists its product as uncharacterized. Lineage: Eukaryota; Apicomplexa; Conoidasida; Eucoccidiorida; Cryptosporidiidae. The transcript has a single exon. The record is from RefSeq and is a predicted model, not a curated record. The coding region runs from base 1 to 897 and encodes 298 amino acids.